This is a messenger RNA of Colletotrichum siamense, 738 nucleotides long. It is a transcript of the gene ligI-1, whose product is annotated as 2-pyrone-4,6-dicarbaxylate hydrolase. The coding region runs from base 1 to 738 and encodes 245 amino acids. Gene Ontology annotation, molecular function: hydrolase activity. NCBI's taxonomy places the organism in Eukaryota, Fungi, Ascomycota, Sordariomycetes, Glomerellales, Glomerellaceae. The transcript has a single exon. The record is from RefSeq and is a predicted model, not a curated record.
AUGAGCCAAGCACUCGACAACGCUGAGAAACUCGGUUUGCCGAACAUGGUCUUUGUCCAGUUAUCAGGGUAUGGCAACGACGAUACGUGGGUGCUAGAGUCCCUCAAAGGUACGGGCCCGGCGAGAGGCCGUGGUGUUGUCGCUUUCGACCCAGAUCAUAUCGACUUUCAGACUCUCAAAGAGUGGCAUGACCUUGGUGUUCGAGGUGUUCGAGUCAACCUCAGAUCUUCGAAGAGUGUUCUCUCAAGAACUGAGAUUCAGAACAUUUUACGCAAGUACGCUGAAAAGCUCCGACCGUUGAAGACCUGGUCCAUCGGAUUAUACGCCGACAUGGAGGUCCUUGAUCAUGUCCAGCUCUUAUUGUCCGAACUUCAGGUAAAAGUCGUCCUUGAGCACUUCGGUUCUCCGGCAUUUCUGCCAUUGGACCCGUCGAAGCAGCCAGGCUGGGUUUCGCUGUGUCGCAUGAUGGAAGACCCUAGUGUAUACGUCAAAAUCUCAGCACCGUAUCUGUUCUCUACAGAUGCGGAUUUCUCUGACUUGGAGUCGCUUGCAAAGUCGCUUUUCCGCAUGCGCAACGGAACGGGAGUUGUUUUCGGUUCGGACUGGCCUCAUACAAAAUCGCGAGGAUGGGAUGCGAAGCCGUUCAUGGAAAAGGUGAUGGAGUGGUGUGACGGGGACGAGGGGCUACGGGAAAAGCUUUUCCGAGGAAAUGCGCGAGAACUAUGGGACAUUGAAUGA